This is a messenger RNA of Anguilla anguilla (European eel), 1283 nucleotides long. RefSeq lists its product as uncharacterized. Lineage: Eukaryota; Metazoa; Chordata; Actinopteri; Anguilliformes; Anguillidae. The transcript is spliced from 7 exons. The coding region runs from base 340 to 1176 and encodes 278 amino acids. The record is from RefSeq and is a predicted model, not a curated record.
CACUGCACUGAGAGGGUUAAUGCAGUACAUUAUCACUGCAUGGAGAGAUAACAAGAUGGCAGUUUUCCCUUAUUGUAUUUAACGCAUUCUCUGUCCUCUCACCCACUCUGCCUGUGUGCCUCCUCUCCCCGUCUGUCAUUUUUGAAAAGGAAAAAGCGAUGCCUUUCUCGCUGGCUUUGAUGUGAGGAAGUUCUUCUCUAAUGCAAAGAGCAAGAAGCCAGUGAUGUAGAGAGAGAAAGAGGGAGGUGGGGGAGAAAGAUUUGCACCCUUUCACACUUCCUUUAGCUGUGCAUUUCAAGAUCAUUUUUCUGUCUGUUCCCUGCCACUUCUGCCACGUUCAUGGACAGCGAGGUGAUUAACAUCCUCCUGGCUCUGUUCCUGCUGGCUGUGGUGUCAAACUCCUACGUGACCACAAACCCAGCAACACUGCCACCGUCACCCUCUUCAUCCUCUGAGCCAUCUUCCUCUGCUUCCUCCUCUUCUCCCUCUUCCUCCCGGUCCCCACUUUGCUCGUGUGUCCCCGCACGCCCUGUGCCCAUUCGGUGCCCCCCCUGCCCCGCCCUCUCCCCGCCUCAGACCACCCUGCCCUCCCCAGCCACUCCCACACUGGCCUUCCUCAGCCUGAGGGGCAGGGAUGGCCCCUGCAGUGGUGUGGUCUACCUGUACCUGGGCCCCGCCCACUCGAAGCCGGUCUGUGAGGGCAGUUAUCUUGGGGGCCUGCAGCCGUGCCAGGAGGCCCGGUGUGGGGCCCGCCUGAGCCCGGGCCCCAGUGGCGGGGCCAAGGAGCCAGGAUUCCACAUCCUGGAUAGUGGGGCCAUCAGCAACAAAACCUGCAAAGUGCUGCAGAUUCAGUGCCAAGGGUCUGCUCUUGACUCUGUCAGUAGGGAGCUGGCUGCUUAUAAGGUAGUGACCGGGUUGCUGUGUGUUAUGGUUUUGGUCAUUGUCCUGGUCCGAUUCGGACCACACAUCUACACCACCGCCUGUAAGAGAUUGUUUGGGCGGAGGAAGAGGGAGUGGAUCGGACCGACGGAGAGCGUGUCAUUCAGGGUCCAGAGCACACUGUAUCCUAACAGCAAUGCUGACAAGAGGCUGUCAUACCCUGGUUUGGAACGAUUGACAGUGAACAACAGUAGAGAACCUUCGUCAAACCGCAACAGUGACUAUGAUUCUUACUGAACUUUGCGUAUCAUCACCAUCAACCUAUUCAUUAUUAGAUGUCAUUUUAUGUGUGUGUUUAUAUAAAAGAGUGGACUUUUCAAAAUAAAACAUAUUUUUUGGAGAAG